Molecule: messenger RNA, 747 nt
Organism: Entamoeba dispar SAW760
Lineage: Eukaryota; Evosea; Mastigamoebida; Endamoebidae
Exons: 1
Coding region: 1-747 (248 amino acids)
Source: RefSeq, a predicted model, not a curated record
AUGUUUAAGGAUACAAAUCGUUUGCUUUCAGAUGAAACAUAUGAAACUAUUGCAGCAUCAUCUAAUCGUGCAUUUCAAUUAAUUAAAAGAAAUAAAAAAAUAAUGAUACAUUUUAUUGUACAUCAUAUUAUUCAAAUAUUAAGUUUAAUAUCAGGACUUAUUAUAGCAUGUAUUGCAUUAAGUGUUACUGAACAUGAAAAUGGAAAAAAAAUGGUAAAAGCAGAACUUGUAUUUGCAUCAAUUGCAAUUGGACUUUAUUUUAUUUAUAUGGUUUUUGGAAUUAUUGCAUUUAGAACACAUCCAAUAUUUACAUUAAUUACUGAACAUAAACGACCAUUGUUAUUUACUAAAUUAGCUAAUUUAGUUCAUAGAAUUUAUUUAAUUAUUUUAAUGUGUAAUGUUGUUAUUUCUAUUAUUCUUUCAAUGACAUUUAAUCCAACAAAUGAGUUAGGACAUAAAAUACAUGGAUUAUGGGUUAUGGUAUUUGUUGAUGUUAUUUAUCUUCAAUUAUCAUGUAGUGAAUUACAAAAACCAUUUACUUUUGUUGCAAGAAAAGUUGAACAAGUUGAAAUGGGAGAAAAAACAGAAGAUCAAAUGGAAGAUGAAAAAUAUAAAGAAGAUGUUGGUGUAUUUACCUUUGGAUAUAAUAUUUUAGGAUUCCAAACAUAUAUUAAAUAUAUUUUUGAUCCUAAUUUAGGAUACUUAAGUACUGAAGCAUAUUUUGUUGGAUGGGUAAAAGAGUUUUAA